AUGAAGUUCUCUCAAGUCAUCUUCGGCGUAGCCGCUGCAGCAUCCGCCGUCUCCGCAAUCGAUAUUUGGAUGUACUUGGAAGACAAAGCUUGUGAAAACCAUUACGUUGCCAUGGUCUGUACGGGUGUUAACCCCGGCGCCUGUUGUUACUAUGAUGGCGCUGGUGCCAACAGCGUCGGGUUCAGAGCGAUCCCCAAAGGAUGGAGGCUCGAUCUUACAGGUUACUCGACCAAAGAGUGCAAAGGUCUCCUACAUUCCGUCGGCAUGGUUGGUCCAACAGACUGGUGUUUCAAGGACGACACAGGGAAGAAUAAGAAUUAUCGCUCAGGCAAUUACUAUUUCUCUUCUUCUCCCAAAAAGCGGUCGGAGGCGGAGAGUUCUUGUGUAAGGGCAGACACCAUGGUUCUUCCCGAUGGAACAAAGCUUGAUGUUUCGAGCUUGGACGAGGUAGCCGCUCUAGAACUGGAAUGCAAACAUCGCAAACGUUACAGUCCUCGCUGA
Glarea lozoyensis ATCC 20868 is the source of this 501-nucleotide messenger RNA. RefSeq lists its product as uncharacterized. The record is from RefSeq and is a predicted model, not a curated record. Bases 1 to 501 code for a protein of 166 amino acids. Lineage: Eukaryota; Fungi; Ascomycota; Leotiomycetes; Helotiales; Helotiaceae. The transcript has 2 exons.